This is a messenger RNA of Leucoraja erinaceus (little skate), 2151 nucleotides long. RefSeq names its product small EDRK-rich factor 2a (gene serf2a). NCBI's taxonomy places the organism in Eukaryota, Metazoa, Chordata, Chondrichthyes, Rajiformes, Rajidae. The coding region runs from base 93 to 296 and encodes 67 amino acids. The record is from RefSeq and is a predicted model, not a curated record. The transcript is spliced from 3 exons.
GUCCGUGAGGCGACGGCGGCGGGAGGGAAGAGCGGACGGACGGUCGGUCCGUGAGGCGGCGGCGGGGGGAGGAGCAGCGACGCAGCUAAACCAUGACCCGUGGUAAUCAACGAGAACUUGCUCGUCAGAAAAAUGCUAAAAAAUCAAAUGAUGGUAAGAAGAAAAAGAAGGACGAUGGUUUAUCUGCUGCAGCCAGAAAAGAGAGGGAUGCCCAAAUAAUGCAGCAAAAGCAAAAAGGAAAUGGAGAUGGAGAUGAUGGAAAUGCUGAUGGAGCUCAAGCGGGUACUUCGAACUAACCCGCACGCUCCUCUGAUUCCCUGCCCGGCUGUCCUGGAUGGGUGCGUCUAACAAGCAACGAGACUUUGUCUUUGAAUACUGAACAUCGUUAAUACAUUGGGUUCCGGUACUUCAGAAAAUUGCAUUGUUGUAUCUUUCCUAUUGGAUUAUGCCAUGUUUAAUGAUGAAGGGAGACGUCUGGAUUGGAGGGUUGUUACUGAUGCAGUGUUAGACUGUAUGCUAAAGAGGAGCUUUUUCUUCAUGAGCAUAAUUCACUAGGGCUAUUCUAAUAUAAACAGAAAAGGUGCUUGCAUUUGGAUUUAUGUGACCAGCCUUGUAUUUUUGUAUCAAUGCUACCCCUCUAAAUUCUGUUUCAAUAAAGACAGCAUUUAAGUUGACAAAGCUGGGUUUAGCUGCUUGACUUUAAGUUGUCUUUAAAGCUUUGCCACUCUUGAAGCAUCUUUAUCCUCCCUUCAGUGAGUGAGUCAAAAACAGAAGGAAACCAGUUCUCAACAUUCAUCAAGUUUCAGGUUUUCUAGUGGUGGGUAUUAUGAAAUAUCCAUUGAUGUUUUUUUAAGGAUUUGCCACUGGUAUAAACAUGAGGGCUGCAUGCUUAUCUGUUAGCUGGUGCAAAGAGUGAAAUGUUCUAUGCCUUGCUCAGAAUUCCAAUCUUUUUUCGGCAGAGUAGAACUAUCUUGAAGUGUCAGUGAGUGGAAUUGGAGAUGGGAAAGUGGGUAAAAGUGUUGGAAAUUAGAGAUUUGCCUUCCAUCUAAAUCUCCCUUUGCAUUGGGUAUUUAAUGUGGGCUCUUGCCACAUUUUGCAAUUCAUUUCUUCAGUAGGAACGUGCACAUGUUGUCAUUAUUUGGAGUGAUCUGCCUGAUUUAUUAUCUGGUGUAAUGUGACAUUUAAGACACGAGAAGACCUCUCGAAGCCUGGAAAACCUCUCGAAGCGUCACCCAGUCAGAUGACAUCUCACUGAUCUGAACUAUGGUUAGGAUAGGUACUUUGGAAAUGGCUUAUUGAUCAAUUUGGACCCCUUGUACUUAAAAAAAAAACAUUGAUUAAAGCAGAAAAAAUAUCUUAAUGGACAAACUUGGGUGGAUUGACUAAUUUUUAUAAAGUAAUAACUAUCACGCUUCAAUUUUUGCCUGCUAUUGUGAUGCACGUGAUCUAUGAUAGUCAAAGCUUGGCAGUAAGUUGAAUUUAAUUAUAUUUCUACCACAAGUUGCAGAUUUUAGGUUCAACUGCAGCCAAGUUUGCCGAUUUAACCGCAAGCCCCUUUCCUCAACAUUAGCACAAAACCUGUUUGAUUUAUUCAGUUGAUUACCAUCAGUAUCUCUGCUAUAAUGCCCUGUAUAUAUUACUAUAAAAGAGAAUCUUGAAGGACAUGACCAAUUAUUUUUUUCUUCUUCUGUGCAUUUGUUCCAUCGGUUCAAUAAGGUCCAUGAAAGGUAACACAAAAAAAUAUAUAGCUUCCUGGGUCAGGAAAGUGAUGUGGGUUGUUAUUUUCUUCAAUCUCCUUGGACUAAUUGUCUAAAAUGUGUUCCUAUGUAGUUAUUGACAAAAUUAAUGAGUGAGGUUAAUGCUCGUAAUUCUUGCUAUAGAACGAGCAAAUAUGUUUGGGCUGAAGAAUGAAGCACAUCUUAAGUCAGAAUGUAAAUAUUGCAUUUUAAUCAAGCGUUCAUCUUUUGACCAGGUUGAAAAAAAGCUUGUGGUCAACUGUCAGGACACUCGCUGAAUUUUGGGGGGGAUGGAAUGAGCGAGCCAGAAUAUCUGGGUUUUCAGUUAGUAAUUUCCUUGCUGCACUGAUCUUUUGUCACCUGACUAACGUUGCUCAUUUAUAAGUGUAUAUUAAAAUCUUUUUUGUAUACUGUA